This is a messenger RNA of Colletotrichum navitas, 1430 nucleotides long. Its product is annotated as family 53 glycosyl hydrolase. Gene Ontology annotation, biological process: pectin catabolic process. NCBI's taxonomy places the organism in Eukaryota, Fungi, Ascomycota, Sordariomycetes, Glomerellales, Glomerellaceae. The record is from RefSeq and is a predicted model, not a curated record. The transcript has a single exon. Gene Ontology annotation, molecular function: glucosidase activity. The coding region runs from base 155 to 1207 and encodes 350 amino acids.
GACAAGAAUAACUUAAUUCGUCCUCUGCUUGUUUUGUUUUGUCAACUCGAGGGGCCGUUUCCGCCUUUUUCGUCUCCGGCUUCAUCCUGUCAUCCCCAUGGGUAACAUUUGAAAGAAGACCGAUUUCGUUGUCCAUCGAUCUUUGCUGCCCAAUAUGCUCGUCUCGGUCGCAUCCGUCCUCCUUCUCGCCCUUUCCACGGCCAACGCCGCCCUCACUUACAAGGGCGCGGACUGGUCCUCGGCUUCGGUAGAGGAGAAGGCCGGCAUCAAGUACAAGAGCAACUCCGGCGCCUCGCAGUCCCUCGAGGUUAUCCUCAAGAACGCCGGUGUCAACUCGGUCCGCCAGCGCGUCUGGGUCAACCCCUCCAACGGCGACUACAACCUCAACUACAACCUCGCCCUCGCGAAACGCGCCAAGGCCCAGGGUCUGUCCGUCUACCUCACGCUGCACUUCAGCGACACCUGGGCGGACCCGAGCAAGCAGGCCAUCCCCUCGGGCUGGCCGUCAGACAUUGACAACCUCAGCUGGCGCCUGUACAACUACACGCUCGAGGUGAGCAACGCCUUCCAGCAGGCCGGCGUCCCGCCCGCUAUCAUCUCCAUCGGCAACGAGAUUCGCGCCGGUCUGCUCUUCAACACCGGCAGGACCUCCAACUGGUACAACGUCGCCCGCCUGCUCAACUCGGCCGCCUACGGCAUCAAGGACUCGUCCCUCAGCCCGAAGCCCAAGAUCAUGAUCCACCUCGACAACGGCUGGGACUGGAACACGCAGAACACCUGGUACACCAACGUCCUCGCCCAGAACGCCCUCAAGGCUAGCGACUUCGACAUGAUGGGCGUCUCGUACUACCCCUUCUACGGCUCUGGCGCCACGCUGUCGGCCCUGAAGACGAGCCUGACCAACAUGGCCAGCAAGUGGGGCAAGGAGAUCGUCGUCGCCGAGACCAACUGGCCCACAAGCUGCCCGAGCCCCGCCUACGCCUUCCCCAGCGACCUCAAGGACAUCCCCUUUUCCGCCGCCGGGCAGACCACCUUUGUCAAGCGGGUCGCCGACGUCGUCGCCGGCGUAAGGAACGGAAAGGGGCUUUACUACUGGGAGCCCGCGUGGGUGGACAACCAGGCCUUGGGGUCCAGCUGCCCCUCUAACACGUUGUUCUCGUGGCCCGGUACUGCAUUGUCGAGCCUGGAUGUCUUCAAGAGCAUUUGAGGGGCGCAGCGGUUGGUGGCAGCAGUGUCGGGGACGUUACGGGUUGGAAAGGCCAGCUUUGAAGGAGGAUCUGGGCGUGAAUCUAUUUGCUUCGAGAUAUAUAUUCUUUGGACGUGGAUCGUACAUAUUCAGUUUGGCUAGAUAAUGCAAAUAAGCGCUCCGGUAGUAUAUAAGCAGCCAUUGUCAAUUCUGGUAUCCUUUGCGGACCCAUCCAUCAACGAGU